UUCUGUCUUCUUCUUGCGUUGUUCGGUUGGAAGACUGUUGCAGAACAGUCUGAAUCCGACUCGUUCCUUCUCAAGUUUUGCAUUUUAAUUAAAAAUUGUUGUAACAAACUUAUUAAUUUAGGAUGGCUUCGACUCCACACAGCAAGAAGCGUGUCUGCUAUUACUAUGACAGCGACAUUGGAAACUAUUAUUAUGGGCAAGGACAUCCCAUGAAACCGCACAGAAUAAGGAUGACUCAUAAUUUAUUGCUGAAUUAUGGACUUUAUCGCAAAAUGGAAAUCUAUAGGCCACAUAAAGCUACAGCAGAAGAAAUGACGAAGUUCCACAGCGAUGAUUAUAUCAGAUUCCUGAGGAGUAUUCGACCAGACAAUAUGUCAGAAUACAACAAACAAAUGCAACGUUUCAAUGUGGGUGAAGAUUGUCCGGUUUUCGACGGACUCUACGAGUUCUGCCAGCUGUCGGCGGGUGGCUCAGUGGCUGCUGCUGUCAAGCUCAACAAGCAGGCGUCGGAGAUCUGCAUCAAUUGGGGCGGCGGACUGCAUCAUGCUAAAAAAUCAGAAGCCUCAGGGUUCUGUUAUGUGAAUGACAUUGUUCUGGGCAUCCUUGAACUGUUGAAAUAUCACCAGCGUGUUCUUUACAUCGAUAUCGACGUGCAUCACGGGGAUGGAGUCGAGGAAGCAUUCUACACAACCGACAGAGUUAUGACGGUCUCAUUCCACAAGUAUGGAGAGUACUUCCCGGGAACUGGCGAUUUGAGAGACAUUGGUGCCGGCAAGGGCAAGUACUAUGCAGUGAACAUCCCGCUGCGAGACGGCAUGGAUGACGAGAGCUAUGAGUCGAUAUUCGUGCCGAUCAUCUCGAAAGUGAUGGAGACAUUCCAGCCGAGCGCCGUCGUGUUGCAGUGCGGUGCCGACUCGCUCACCGGCGACCGACUCGGCUGUUUCAAUCUCACUGUUCGAGGGCACGGCAAAUGUGUGGAGUUUGUGAAGCGGUACGGCCUCCCGUUCCUGAUGGUGGGUGGAGGCGGCUACACGAUUCGCAACGUGUCGCGCUGCUGGACGUACGAGACUAGUGUCGCACUGGGCACCGAAAUCGCCAACGAACUGCCCUACAACGACUACUUUGAGUACUUUGGGCCCGACUUCAAGCUGCACAUCUCGCCCUCCAACAUGGCUAACCAGAACACGUCUGAGUACCUCGAGAAGAUCAAAACGCGCCUGUUUGAGAACCUGCGAAUGCUUCCGCACGCACCGGGCGUGCAGGUGCAAGCGAUUCCCGAGGACGCGGUUCGCGACGAAUCUGACGACGAGGACAAAGCGAACCCCGACGAGCGACUGUCGCAGGCCGCGCAGGACAAACGCAUCGCGCCCGACAACGAGUUUAGCGACUCUGACGACGAGGCGACGGCAGGCGGUUCCGCUUCUAGUGCCGGAGCCGGCGGCGGCCGACGCGACCAGCGCUCUUUCAAGGGCCGCAAACGUCCGCGUCUUGACGCUGCUUCCGCCUCCGCUUCCGCCUCCAAGGCCGCCCCAGGCGCCGCUCAACCCUCCACCGCUGCCGGUUCAUCUGCGUCUUCCGCUGCCGCCUCCGAUGCAGCCGCCGACGUCAAGACCGAGGAUGUCAAGCCUGAAAUCAAAGAAGAGAAGGACGAAAAAGUGAGUGAAGAUUCAAAAGCCAGUAUAGCACCUUGAAGAGAGUCGAGAUUGCAGCAUUAAGUCGACUAGUUUUAUAUCGGACAAUUUAUUGGUGUUUUCAUCUGCCAGUGAUCUCGGUGUGAAAGUGUUUACAACAAAUUGUUCGAACUUCUCAGCAAUUGACUUCUAGAACACUGGAAUCUACAUUUAUAUCGGACAAUUUAUUGGUGUUUUCAUCUGCCAGUGAUCUCGGUGUGAAAGUGUUUUCAACAAAUUGUUUGAACUACUCAGCAAUUGACUUCUAGAACACUGGAAUCUAUCUUCAAACGACUUUCUCUUUCAUUCAUUCUCAGAGAUAACUGAGUCUCAUAAUUUUAAAAGCAUUCUGUUACACAGUUUGUUGAAACAAUUGCAUUUGAAACCAAAGUAGAUAAUACUGUUUUGAUAUUGUAGCUAUACUUUAGUGAAUUUUACACUGUUGCUAUCAACAAACUUCCUUUGAAAUCUUGCGGAUUUUCAUCGUUU
Nilaparvata lugens (brown planthopper) is the source of this 2159-nucleotide messenger RNA. Its product is annotated as histone deacetylase HDAC1. Gene Ontology annotation, molecular function: histone deacetylase activity. The transcript is spliced from 9 exons. NCBI's taxonomy places the organism in Eukaryota, Metazoa, Arthropoda, Insecta, Hemiptera, Delphacidae. The record is from RefSeq and is a predicted model, not a curated record. Bases 123 to 1691 code for a protein of 522 amino acids.